Molecule: messenger RNA, 480 nt
Organism: Penicillium samsonianum
Lineage: Eukaryota; Fungi; Ascomycota; Eurotiomycetes; Eurotiales; Aspergillaceae
Exons: 2
Coding region: 1-480 (159 amino acids)
Source: RefSeq, a predicted model, not a curated record
AUGCCAGAGUCCGUGGUGUUCAAUGUCCUAGCUGUUGUGCAGUUGGCGGUUGGAGCAACAAUCACCGCAUUAGGGCCCUUAGCUAACAAGCAUAUGUUGGCCAUCACUAUUCUAGGGGCUCUGAACACAGUUGUUGCCGGCAUCCUUGCCCUAAUGAAAGGACGUGGUCUACCACAGCGGCUUAGGAAUAAUAUAGCGGAGAUCAGCAAGGUGCUGACAUUCAUUGACAACACGGGUAUUCGACUCAAAUACAGCGAUAACGAUUACCCAAAUAGUGAGGUUAUACGACUUAUUGAUGAAGCGCUCGGCCGGUACAUAACAAUGUGCGAAAUAAUCGAGAGAAAUCAGCCUGAUUCAUACGCUAGCGGAAAUAUGUCUCAGAAUCAGGCAAAUAAUGAAUCUCUCGAAAGAGCGGAUAAGAAGAACAAGAUGUUAGCAAAGGACCGCCAACCGGAUGAAGAGAUGGGCCAUGACCUUUGA